AUGCCAGUAGUUUCGCCCCCCUCCCAAAGUGCAAAAUCCACAUGUUCAGAAGCUCUAAUUCGCAUGCACAAUUAUAAAAGUGCAUUUCUUCGAGAAAAUUUACUGGUUUUGCUCGGUAGGAGGCUAGCAAUUAGGAUUACUCAGUGCUAUUUAGUCGCACGUCGUUCUCACCAGUUUACUACGUACAGGGCUUGCGCAGCGCAGGCAGAUCCGAGAAGCGCAGCAGGAUGCCACUGGUUAAAUAAAUCCGCCCCUAUCAUAGAGCCAGGGCCGACUGCGACGGCUGAGGCCGUGUGCGUGCUGCCAUCCUCCACGAUCAAAGGGGCAGAAGAGGCAGUAGCAGCCGGAGUAGAGGACGCAACACAGUCCGAGUGGCGGUGGUUAGCAGAGGCAACAGAGGAUUUCUCGGAGGAGGCGAUCCUCGAGGAGCUCCCCGAGAAGGAACAAGAGGCCCUCCUUCAACAGUGGCUUGCGGAAACAUCCCAAACCGCUCGCCCAGUAGAAUCUCCCCCAGAAGUCUUUCAAGUCACUCCCCCUGCCUCGGCUGGAGUAUCGCUUCUCAGCGAUGAUGACGCAUGGACUCUUCCGUCUUCAUUCCCACGCGCCUCCCUCCCCAGCGGCCUCCUGGCCUUCCCGCAGUCGGGGUGUACAUACACCUCAAGCGCAGGCGCUGCUGGAGGCGCGGCGAGCGUCCAUCACCAGGCGCCGGGGCAAGAGGCCCUCUGGGAAGUUACCCCCGCAGCCACUACCAAGAGCGGCAGCCUAGUCGUGAAGAAAGUCGCCAUAGAUGGGGAGCGCAGUAUGCCUGCGUGGCUGCUGCGCUGCAUAUGCCUCGCUCAAAACGCAGCGGCUUGUGUGGGCUCCCCCCACGGAGCCCAGGGGGCCCACGAGGAACCGCAAGACGGCUGCGCAGCGCGGUUGUUGCUGCCAGUGUACGAUGUGCAUGUGGCCUCUACUGCUGCGUAUUUCGUUGUUGAAGGGAGCGCACGCUGCUGCUCCCUUGCCGGAGCAGUGCUGCGUCGGAGCUCUCAGGAAGCUCUCCGCUGCAGCUGCGGGAGCGGCAGCGACUCCUUCCUGAGAACCUCGACGCACGUGCAGUCCCCCAAAGCCGACGCUGGCGGCGGCUCCACCGACACCAGCAGCAGCGCAGGGCCGAAAUUUCUUGGCUGGGGGUGUGUGGGGUGCCCGCGCCGCUUCCUGUGGCUGUUGCUGUGCGGCUUGGCGUGGCUCCGAGCUCUCCGUCUGCUGCCUUCGACGGUUUCUCCGUCAUCGGUGUACUUGAGAGGCCCCUGCCCGUUGAGGCUGUACCUCGCUGUGCCGCCCCUCACGCCGGACGUCGCGUGGGAGCGGGGGGAGGCGCAGCAGCAGCCGCCUGGGGACGUCUCCUGGCUGGCGCAUCAGCUCCCUCCGAGCUGCUGGGUUCCCCCCGAAAGGCGCGCAGCAGAGGCUGCAAGGGAAGCGCAGCCGAGUGCGACGUGCUCGGAAAGCCGCCACGAGACGCACUGGGGCCCGUCGUGCAGCCCAGAGGACGGCGAGGCGGCAGUCGUCUGGGGCGUUGGCGUGUGCCUUUUGGCUCAUUUGCUGCUGCAGCAGCAUGGGCGGCAGACAGAAGAGGCGCAGCCAGUGCGCGUGCAGCGGCCGAAGCAACGGGCGCAGCCGGAGGCGCGGCUGGAGGCGUUGAAGCGCGAGGAUUCUGGGAGUAGGAGGAGCCUCGGGGGCAGGCUCUCCGUAGACGCCGCCGCAGCGGACGAGGUGCUCUGGCCCUCCGGGGAGUCUCUCGCCCUACGCCGCAGGCGCAGUUGCGGCUUGCCGGAAGACUUGCUGCUGUUGCAGCAAGAGCGAGAAGGCGCCGCUGCCGCUGUGGCAGCGGCAAGCCAGGAGCUUGUGGAUACCUGCGAAGGGACCUCCGCAGGCGAUGCAGGGCAGCUGCCUGCAUCGCUGCUAGCAGCAGCUUCGGAGGGCGCUGCCCCCUUCAUGGUCUACGAAGCCAACGGCGAACUCAGCAGCAGCAGCCUCUUGAAGGCGCUGCCACAGCUCGCAACCGACCCUCUAGGCUUGCGUCUGCUGCAGCUGUUUCUGCACGCAGCCCCCAGAGCCCGCAUCUCCCUUGACGACGCGCUCUCGCAUCCCUGGUUCCAGGAAAUCAGAGCAGAUAUUGCCGCCGCAGGAAGCAAAGCCUGCUCCUGUGGUCGCGGUAGGGGGAGCUCUAGUGACAGCACCAGCAGGGAGGGCGAGUGGAGCGACAUCGAGCCGAAGCGCUCUUGCGCCGCAGCGGAGUGGGUAAGUGCAGUCGCACGCGCCUCCCAGCGUUCAUCGGCGGAGGCAGCGCAGGGCGAGGAGUGGCUGCUCUCCUUUCUCGACAGACUGGGCUUAUCGCCCUCUCGAACAGGCUCUGCAACGAAACCAAGGCCCUUUGAGACCUGCUCCCCCACUGCGUGCUGCUCAAGGGGGUGUCCGCUGCAGCAAAGGGGUGCGUAUAGAGAGCAAGUAAAUCCCCUAAGCGCUAAGUAUCCUACGGUCCAAAAUCGGUACAUCUGUGGAAAACAUGGUGCUUUCUUGCUCGGUUCCAACGUUCCACCGACAAGACACUAUGCAGUGUUGGGGUCCUUGAUCCCGCAUGCAGUUGUAGGAGUAUGCUGCUUGAAUGCCCCCGCCUUCUGCUGCACUUCGUCUUCUCUCUGCGCUAUAUCUUGCUACUUUAAUCCCUUUACACCUGUGGUGCUUGAAAGCUCAGGACUGCCACUGAGAUCCAGGAUUGCGUCGUUAGGGGUUGGGUCCAGUUUACUUCCUGGAACCCACAGGACUGGCCAGGCACUCCCACCAAGGGAUUACCGUCAAGAGUCUAUGGCUGCAUAG
Cyclospora cayetanensis is the source of this 2856-nucleotide messenger RNA. RefSeq lists its product as uncharacterized. Lineage: Eukaryota; Apicomplexa; Conoidasida; Eucoccidiorida; Eimeriidae. The transcript has 4 exons. Bases 1 to 2856 code for a protein of 951 amino acids. The record is from RefSeq and is a predicted model, not a curated record.